AUGUACGAUUACACAAGCGUUAGCAACAAGGAUGCGAGCAAGGAGAUUGAUUUGGAGGCGGGAAAUGGAGAGACUUUGUACCCAAGUUUGAGUCUUGGAGAGAACCGAUUACGAUGGGGCUUGAUUCGCAAAGUUUAUGGCAUCUUGGUCGCUCGGCUUGUCCUCACCACGAUCGUCUCCGUCGUUACGGUUCUUUAUACUCCCAUGAUCGAUCUCCUCGAGGCGGUUUUGGGUUCGUUUUGCUUCUAUCAAUUUUGCCCUUUAUUUGCUCGAUGUUAUGGAUGUUCUCGUAUUAUGCGGGUGUUCUUCCCAUUUGGCUCAACAUCAACUGCAGUUUAUGGUGGAAUUAGUGCUUUGAUUUUCCGUGGAUAUAUUGUUUAUGACACCGACCACUCGAUUAAGCGCUUCUCUUAUGAUGAGUAUAUUUUGGCCUCCGUUGCUCUUUAUUUGGACAUUACGAACCUCUUUCUUUCCAUUCUGCGUGUGCUUGAGUCGGAGAAACAAUUAGUUGUACAGACAUACUCUCUUCGACCGGAGUUAGCAUGUAAUUAUAUCUUUGAUAAUACCUGA
This is a messenger RNA of Dovyalis caffra, 570 nucleotides long. The record is from the annotation of a GenBank genome assembly. Lineage: Eukaryota; Viridiplantae; Streptophyta; Magnoliopsida; Malpighiales; Salicaceae.